This is a messenger RNA of Notodromas monacha, 2422 nucleotides long. The record is from the annotation of a GenBank genome assembly. Lineage: Eukaryota; Metazoa; Arthropoda; Ostracoda; Podocopida; Cyprididae.
GCAGAUGAAGCAAAUUCGCGUUGAAUUUCCAGUGAAAAUUGAUGCCUGAGAUAUGGUUGUGCUGGAUUCUCAUCCGGUUUCAAACGGAAGCUUACUGGUGCGCCGUGUAGGCGAUUGUUUGUUGUCUCGGAGUAUCUGGAAGUUGCCGACUACCAUUUUGCCCGGCGACACGACCGGCUUUUACCGGCGUCUGGGCUCUGGACACCAUCAAAGCUCGUUGCCGGCCAGGGACAGUUGUCCGCUCACCGCCAAGGGCGGCGGACGACCCCGUGGGUUAUCCUUGUCGCACACGGUGUCCGACGGCGGCUUGAGAUACCAGUCGACUGCUGCGAAUCACAAGCCGUGCGAUAAAAUGACCGAGCCGACCGCCGGGGCGUCCGUGGGCUGGCCCACGUCGCCCAAGGAUUAUGGCCUGAAGGAGGUCAUCGUACCUAUUUUCAAGUUCUCUCGAAGGAUUUCUGGAGCGAGGGAAAGGAAGGACAAUAUUGACGAAUCGAUCAUCUUUCUUCGAACAGGUGUUGGAGCCACGGCCGCCGUUCACGCAGCCAUGUGCAUUCCGAGAAGCGAGAUGUGUGCAAUCAAGCGCAUCAACCUGGAGAAGUGGAACACGAGCAUGGAUGAGCUGCUGAAGGAGAUCCAAGCCAUGUCAUCCUGUCACCACGAGAACGUGGUAACCUAUUUCACCAGCUUCGUCGUCAACGAGGAGCUCUGGCUGGUGUUGCGACUCAUGGGCGGGGGCUCGCUCCUGGACAUCAUCAAGCACCGCGUUAAAUCCAUCGACUGUCGACACGGCGUGUUUGACGAAGCCACGAUCGCGACGGUGUUGCGAGAAGUACUCAAGGGCCUGGAGUACUUUCACAACAACGGGCAAAUCCACAGGGACAUCAAGGCCGGCAACGUGCUGAUUGGCAACGACGGGGCCGUGCAAAUUGCGGAUUUCGGAGUGAGUGCCUGGCUGGCGACCGGCGGGGAUUUGUCGCGGACCAAGAGCAGGCACACGUUUGUGGGCACGCCGUGUUGGAUGGCGCCCGAGGUCAUGGAACAGGUCACCGGCUACGACUUUAAGGCGGACAUUUGGUCCCUGGGCAUCACUGCCAUAGAACUGGCCACAGGCACGGCCCCGUACCACAAGUACCCACCCAUGAAGGUCUUGAUGUUGACGCUGCAGAACGAACCGCCAAUCUUGGAGUCUGGCGCUGACGAUAAGGACCAGUACAAGCAGUACGGUUCAUCCUUCCGCAAGUUCAUCGCGGCUUGUUUGCAGAAGGAACCCGGGAAACGGCCCACGGCCACGGAGCUGCUCAAGCACCCGUUUAUUUUGCGGAAAGCCAAAGACAAGCGUUACCUGCAGCAAACGCUGCUUGGCUCGGCGCCGAGCCUCGAGGAGCGAGUCACAAAAGUCAAGACCGAGAAGCGGUUCCCGGGCGCCUCGGGGCGACUCCACUGGAAAGACGACAACACCUGGGAAUGGUCUUCGGGCGACGAGGGCGACGGCGAGGACGGUGACCAGUUGCAUCGACACGACGACGGACCCGAGAGUCAUUCCGGAGAGCAGCGAUCGAAUUCGGCGUCUCAACAGCAGCUGCAGGCGCCUCUCGGCGGCGUGAACGAGCACGAAGGCACCAACGGGGAUUGCGGAGACGGCGGCCUUUCGUCGAAAGGCGGCGACGGGAAUAGCAAGAUGUUUCCGGCGUCCACGACGUCGUCUUCGUCGGCGUCGUCGCAUUCGUCGGCGGAUAUUCCGUUGCCGCAGGGAUUGGGUUCGGGGAAUUCGAUGCCCGUGUUUGUUGACCAGUUGGCGACGACGGAGAUCCCCGCGGGUGUUGAUCCCGCAGUUCAGAUUCCUUCUUUGGUUCAGGUUAAGGAAUCGUCGCCACAGAGAAACGGAACUCAAAUGCCGACGACGAACGUUUAUGGCGAACCCCAUGGACAGGUUCCUCUACCCAUGUUCGUCCCGCACCCGCACGCGGGGGUUCCUCCCUACAUCGCACCACCAACACCUGUCCCGAUCGUGUUGAAUGACGGCCUUCCCAUUAGCCUCGUCUUGCGAAUGCGCAUCCUUUUUUAUCGCUUGAAAUUCGACAGAAAUUCGCAAGGAGAGCUGAACGAUAUCCGAUUCGAGUUCCAGCUGGGCAAAGACACGGCUCAGGGUAUUGCGAAUGAGCUUGUUGGUGCUGGUCUGGUCGACGGUCGAGACAUGGUUGCCGUUGCUGCAAAUCUGGAUAAAAUAUUGUGCGAGCACUCUGCGGCUAGAUGCGGUCUUGUCCAGAUGUCGCCCCAGUCGCCGAUGCAUCCCGGUGCCUCACUCAAGAACACGCAGCAGCCGAGGACGCUUACGUUUGCCCUGGCCGGCUUAACGCCGAAUAACAUGGUGGACGAGAAGGCGCUCGUGGGCUUCGCACAGUUGACCAUCACGGACUGA